GUGUGGCUGGGUCCCGGCGGCUCUCUCUGCAAGCACCCGUCCACUCUCGGCAACUUACUUCUUGGAGGCUCUCACACUUCAUGUUGCAGUCAGGAGCUCGGGGGAAUUCAGCAUGAUUCUUCUGACCGUGCUGUUCCUUUGCAUCAUUUCCACCUACUCAGCCUCUGUUAAAGGGCACACUACUGGACCAAGCUUAAAUAAUGACAAGCUAUAUAAAUUUGCUUACUCAGCUGAAGUGUAUGUUGACCGGGUAAAGGCAUCACUGCAGAAAAGUGCAGGCUACCGGAUUUCUUCUGAUGUGGAUGUCAACCUUUUAUGGAGAAAUCCCGACAAUGAUGAUGACCAGUUGGUCAAAAUUACGAUAAGAGAUGUUCAAGUUGAAAAUGUGAAUGAACGUCCAGCUGCUAAAAACAUCUUCAAAGGAAAAAGCACAGAGAAGAUCAUCGGGAAAGAAUAUCUGCAAGCUUUACAGAGGCCCAUAGUUCUUGAGUUAGUCCGUGGAAAAGUCAAAAACUUCUACUCGUAUCAAAAUGAACCUGUUUUUACUCAAAACAUUAAGAGAGGUCUGGCUAGCCUUUUCCAGCUACAGCUGCACUCUGGUACUGCCCAUGAGGUGGACAUAUCUGGCAAAUGCGAUACUACUUACCACGUGCGGCAAGAUCAAGUGACUAAAAUAAAAGCCCUGGACUCCUGUGAAAUAGAAAAACAAGGAUUUAACAGUCACAACCGGAUUUUAGAUGUCAGUACAAAAGCCACAUCUGCCACAAUUUAUGUGCUGGAAGACAGUUUCAUUAAAUCCAUUAAGGCAGAAGAAAAUUAUGUUUUGCUUCUGAAUUCCCGACGAAAAUCAGGUGCCAAAAUAGUUUCAAAGCAGAGACUGGAACUGAAGUCAGUACAAGCUGGCCCUGGACUGAUCGCUGGGAAGCAAGUCGCCAGUGUUAUCAAGACCUUGGACUCCAGUUACGUUGCCAUGCCGCUAGUAGCAGAGCCAGUCAAAUCCGAAUGCAAAAAGUGUCCUUCACUUUCUGAACAUUGGCAGAGCAUCAGAGAACAUAUGUAUCCUGAAAAACUUUCCAAAUCUGAAGCAGCAAGAAGCUUUUUGUCCUUCAUUCAGAACAUCAGAAAAGCUACGAAAGAGGAGAUACUGCAGAUUAUUAGAAGUGAAAAAAAAGAACUUCUUCCGCAGAUAGUGGAUGCCGUAACCUCUGCUCAGACCCCAGAAUCGCUAGAGGCUGUACUGGAGUUUCUUGACUUUAAGGAUGCAAGCACUUCUACCCUGCAGGAGCGAUUCCUGUAUGCCUGUGGAUUUGCUUCUCACCCCAGUGAAAUGCUCCUGAAAUCUUUAACUGCUAAGUUCAAGGGUGAUAUUGCAAACGAAGAAAUCAGAGAAACUCUUGUCAUUGUCAUGGGAGCACUCAUCAGAAAGCUGUGUGACAGAGAAGGCUGCAAGCUUCCAGCUGUUGUGGAAGCCAAAAGGCUGAUUCUAAGUAGACUGGAGAAGGCUAAGAAAGAUGACAAUGUGAGGAUGUACCUGCUGGCACUGAAGAAUGCACUCCUUCCCGAAGCAAUUCCACUGCUUCUGAAGUACGCUGAGUCAGAAGAAGGGCCCAUCAGCAAUGUUGCUGCCACUGCCUUACAGAGAUAUGAUCCUUCUUUUCUCACCAAAGAGGUGAAGGAAACAAUGAACAGGAUAUACCACCAGAAUCGUAAAGUCCACGAAAAGACAGUGCGAACCACUGCAGCUGCUAUCAUCUUAAACAGUAACCCAUCCUACAUGGAAGUGAAAAACAUCCUGCUCUCCAUUGGUGAACUGCCUCUGGAAAUGAACAAAUACAUGCUCUCCAUGAUCCAAGAUAUACUUCACUUCGAAAUGCCUUCAAGCAAAACAGUUCGGCAAGUUCUGAAGGACAUGCGUGCUCAUAACUAUGAUCGCUUCUCCAAGAUGGGCUCUUCCUCUGCCUACUCUGGCUAUAUUACACGUGGUCCUGAUGUAUCAUCCACAUACAGCCUUGACAUCCUCUAUUCAGGCUCUGGCAUUUUAAGGAGAAGUAACAUGAACAUCCGUAUUUUUGAUAGAAAUGCUGAGCUUCAUGCCAGCCAGGUGGUGAUUGAAGCUCAAGGUCUGGAGUCCAUAAUAGCUGCAACUCCUGAUGAAGGCGAGGAAAACCUGGACUCCUUUGCUGGCAUGUCAGCCAUUCUGUUUGAUGUCCAACUCAGGCCAGUUACAUUUUUCCAAGGGUACGGUGAUUUAAUGUCUAAAAUGUUCUCAGCAACUGGAGAUCCCAUUAACGUGGUGAAAGGACUCAUCCUCCUGACAGAUUACUCACAGGAGAUUCAGCUGCAGUCUGGGCCACGGGCCAGUGCGGAGUUCCUGGGCGGCCUGGCCAUCGACAUCUCGGGAGGGAUGGAGUUCAGCCUGUGGUACAGGGAAUCCAAAACCAACGUCAAGAACCGGGUAGCCAUGUUUAUAGCUGGUAACGCCGAGGUGGAUUCCUUCUUUGUAAAAACUGGUAUGGAGACCACUUUGGAAGUAGAAACAACAUUAGACUUCAUCUCAACGGUGCAGUUUUCACAGUACCCAUUUUUAGUCUGUAUGCAGAUGGACAGAGUCGAGUCUCCAUUCAGGCGUUACGUGACUAAGUAUGAAAGUCUACCAUCUGGCAGACGGUACACUGCAAGGAGAGGGAAAGCAGAACUGUUGGCAGGUAACGAAUACCCUCUCCAUCAAGAAAACUCCAACAUGUGCAGGAAGGUUUUCGGCACAAAGUCUGAUUCCUCCAGCAACUGGUUUUGAAACAAGAACCUGAGCUUUUGCUUUCCUGAAUCCAUGGCUCCCUCAAUGACUUAGGCUUGUACGUACCGUACUAACUUGGAGCUUGAUCUUGCACUACUAACGGGAAAUUUGCCAUCGAUUUCAACAGGCCAGGAUCAAACUCUCAGUGCGUGCACAGUGUUUACAUAUUAACCUAUAUUUAAGACUUUUGUAAAAAAAAAAAAAAAAAGCUAAGGCAAACAAAGACCGAUUUGCUAGUGUUCCAUGCACUCCCUUAAGGGUGGUGCUAGCUCUUUAUUUUUACUUUUUCACACCAAAACCAAAAAUAACCCCUCAUUUUUUUUCUUGGGGAAUAGAGAAGUUCAUGUUUUUGACAUGCAGUAAGAACAAUUAUGAUGUAUAAAGAAUGAUUAUUUAUGAAUAUAUUUUAAAAUAUUUAGGUGGCUUAGGCCUAUGACCAAUCUUCAUUCAAAUACUCAAGUACAAUUAACAUCUAAAUGGGACCAUGAAUUCCUGCUUACUCAGUAUUGCCUGUUUACAAAAAAGCAGGUUAUAUUUUACAUGAUUUUAAAGGAUUUCCCCUUUUUUUUUUAAGCAGUCAGAGCUUGAUUAUUGUUGUUAUUAUUUAUCUUUUGGGGUUUUUUUAUUAACUGCUAUAGUUAAAUACAAUUGAUUAAAAACAUGGAGUAACAUUUCCAGAAGUACUUACAGUUGCCUUAAUUCUGUUCCCAUUGAGAUCAAUGGUAUAAUUUCUGUAGUUAUCACCAGGAGCAGAGUUAAGCCAACACUGGUUGGUCUUCAAGGUUACCUCCUGAAAAUUUGUGUCCCUGUGUGUAAUCAAGACCGGUGUAUUUAAAAAAAAUGCACUCACUAAGGCAAUUCUGAACUAUGAUGAAGGAAAAGGUCCUGAAAGAAAUCCAUUUUGAAGGCACAGUCUAGCAAAGCCUGUGCAGAACCAGAACAUUUUCUUCUAGGUAAGUUAGGUUCAUAUUUCAAUGUGAAAAAGUAAUCAUGACUCAUCCAAGUCCUCCGAUUAAAAUGACUUAUACCUUUUUGCUCAUUCAAGCAGUGUCUUCAUAGGGACUGGGAAAAAAAAAGUUUUACAUUUACAACAGCAUUGCAGAUUAAGAAAGAAUAUACCUCAUCCCAGCUCAGCUGAUCUCUGACAUGAUCCAUCUGAUUUAAUUUUUAUAGGGCAAAGUGGGUGAGUGCUGGUCACAAAAAAGUAAAAUAAAAAUCCAGGAACAAUUAUUUUUCAAAAAAACCCAAAACCAGGCAGGAAAAACUCACAGAUUGUCAUGAAAAAAGAAUGUAUUGCAAGAAUUUAAUAAAAAUCCAAAUUCUUUUGUGUUAUAAAAAAAGAAGAGUGCAGAAAUCUGCAAAAAUCAAACUAUCAGUAGGAUGAAACAGUCUGCUUGUUGUCUUUCCUGAAAAUGCUGACAUACUUCUAGUCAAAGCAUAAAUAAAACAGGUACAAAUACAGUGUGAAAAAA
This is a messenger RNA of Grus americana (Whooping crane), 4266 nucleotides long. RefSeq names its product microsomal triglyceride transfer protein (gene MTTP). The record is from RefSeq and is a predicted model, not a curated record. Bases 113 to 2794 code for a protein of 893 amino acids. Gene Ontology annotation, biological process: lipid transport; cholesterol homeostasis; lipoprotein metabolic process. The transcript has 18 exons. Lineage: Eukaryota; Metazoa; Chordata; Aves; Gruiformes; Gruidae. Gene Ontology annotation, molecular function: lipid binding. Gene Ontology annotation, cellular component: Golgi apparatus; endoplasmic reticulum; basolateral plasma membrane.